AUGGCAAAGCCCACGAUCAUUUUGGUCCCCGGAGCCUGGCACAAAGCCCUCGAAAGCUUCCAUCUACUUACGACACUACUGGGGAAUCACGGAUAUGUCGUGGAAGCCGUUCCGCUUGCCUCUGUCGGCCAGUCUCUUCCACGAUUAGGAUUUGAAGAAGAUGUCAAGAACGUUGCCACUGUCAUUGAGAAGCAUGCAGACCAAGGCUCCGACAUCGUGGUUCUCUUUCAUUCCUACGGUGGAGUUCCUGGUUCGUCCGCUUGCCGACACCUUCUGAAGUCCGAUCGAUCAGCCGUCGGGAAGGCUGGAGGAAUUACGCACGUUGUGUACUGUGCAGCAUUCGCCAUUGAAGAGGGACGUUGUUUGAUGGAUGGGAUGGGGGGCCAGCCUCUUCCGUGGUGGGUGUUCGACGAGAGCGAAGAAUCCAUGAUGCCCGAGGACCCCGAAAAUACAUUUCUACAACGACAUCGAUGA
This is a messenger RNA of Zasmidium cellare ATCC 36951, 474 nucleotides long. RefSeq lists its product as uncharacterized. The transcript has a single exon. The record is from RefSeq and is a predicted model, not a curated record. Lineage: Eukaryota; Fungi; Ascomycota; Dothideomycetes; Mycosphaerellales; Mycosphaerellaceae. Bases 1 to 474 code for a protein of 157 amino acids.